GUGCCGCUGCUACCAGCACUCUUAGUGAGUUACGGACUGCAUGCAGUCGCGCGUCGAGCGUACUGGCGGCUCCCGGAGUCUUUCCAUUUCGCUUCGCUGUUUCUUGCAUCUGCCUCAUAACCGCCGCGUCCGGGCUCACCUCAUUCGCGCGAACCGACGUGUAUCGCGGGACUUAUCUGGUAGUGGCAGGCGACCGAAGCGAUCUUCUUCGGUUGUUGCAGCCAGCUCGGUAAAGGGUAAAAGAAAAGCGCGCCUGUACAUGUUCGCGCACGGUUGGAAGGACUGGUGAUCCGACAGUGAAGAAAAGAGAGAGAGAGAGAGACUGGACGUAGUGCGCGUGUGCAGUGUGUGCGCGCGACUUUAUCGCUCGCGCGUUUUGUUGUGUUACAAACUUUAGGUGCCUGUAGUUUGCGUCGUCAGUUCGUCCGCGCUAUUGUUUCUACCGUAUAUCGACGGUAGCAACCGCUGCGACGACGAUUACGAUUUCGCUGCAAGGCCGCGGACGUUUCGCAACGUGGCUAAUUGAGGAGGCACGCAACGAUUUAUCGAGAGACGGACGACGGAGACUAUAAGCGGAUCGGGCGAGAUAAGAACAGAAAGAGACGUACGAAAAGGGGGAAACGAGAAAACGGGCGAGAAAAGUGACAAAGAGGGGAGGACUGUCCAUUUCCGGGGGUGGAGACUUCCUGCCGCGUUUGCCGCCCCCCCCCCCCCUUUUACUCGUUCGUGUGAUCGGCUGCGUGUGUGUGUACGUAUAUCGCCUGGACAUGCGAGAGAUACGUAAGCGGUGUGCUAGAAUAAUUCUCGCGCUUUGUCAUAGGUCGUUGACGAGCGCGCACGUGUAACGUCACGUCGCUUCAGCCGGUCGCGUGGUUAGCGAUCAAACUACGCAACAUUUCGCACUGUAUUAUAUAUACGUAGCGCGCUAAAGUUUCUCGAUCGAGCGCGCUAAAACGCCGGAUCUCGCGUGAUCGCCGGGUCGCAACAGUGUUACUCGCGUGUGGCGAGAGACGGAGUCAGCAGUGGACUCUCGGCGCGACACCGUCAAUUUGUCCCCUCCCCCCUCCCCCGUUGUUCAUUGUGGAAGGUACUGCCGCCGAGAGAAACAGGAGAAAAAGAGGCGGAGGAGGUGGCGUCGCGCGACCAGAGAAAACAAAGUCAUAAGAACAUUUGGAUAACAAUACGAAGGAAAUUAUCUCAUGGAUUGCAACUCUUCGUACAUAUAAUAACAAUAUAAACCGCGACAUCGUCCGGGCGAGAUUAAUUAUUCAUCGUCUGACUCGGUUUCGGUUGACGUCGGCGAGAGAGAUCCGAUUACUAUCAUUUCUCUCCGCCGUGUAGAGGCAGACACGAGGUCGACACUUUUCGUCCCUCGGAUAGAUAUAGAGAUUCAAUAAGGACCGAAUGAACGUCAUGGAUAACGAGGAUACGAACGGAUCUGAGCCAGCGGAGUCGAACACAUCUUCGGUGGGUACGCGGACGCCACCUGGUUGUGCGCGAUGUCGCAAUCAUAAUGUAAACAUCGGUCUCAAAGGCCACAAGAGGUACUGCAAGUAUCGGUACUGUAUGUGCCGCAAAUGUACGGAAACCUUGGCUCGACAGAGAAAGAUGGCGAAGAAGACACGUCAACAAAGAGCGCGCAAGCAGGACGAGCAUAGGAAGCUCACAGGAAGAUUGCCCGAUGAGCAGGUGGAUCCAUCGCCUUCCGAUGUAGAGGAUACACCCGAACCUGUGGAGAAGAAACGAAAGAAUGACAACCUGGAGAUCUUACUUCAAUACAGUCUGAAGGAGAUGUACCACUUCCGCAUUGCCUGGCCGUUGAUGUCCUUAGUAACUACUAUCGUCAAAUAUGGUCAAGAAUACGCUUCAGAGGCGGAUAUAGCAGAAGCCAUCAGCCGUAUAUCUCGAGUUUCAAUAAUUCGUCACGCGAAAAUUAUUCAUCGGACCAUCGUGCAGAAUGUAAUUUUGUUGUUUCUCGCAAAUUUAUUUCCGCCUUGAAUUGUAUACUUGCAAUUGUCAAAUUUGUCGAAACUUGGCAUCAUUUUGCUAUUUGUUUUUCGAGCUCUUGAUUGAACACGUUUAAGUCAUAAUGUUGUAUAUUCGGUAAUCGGAAUGUAUUUUAGUCUGACAUUUCGAUAUGAAUCGAUAUGAUGCUUAAAAGCUCGGAGAGAAGCACAUUUUCUAUAACGCAAGUUUAUGCGUUUGAAAAUUGAUACAGACGUGACUGGAAGCAGCGCAGCAACAACUCGAAGAUAUUUCUGAUAUUUGCGGAUGACAGAAUGAUUAACGGCAUCGAAGUUGGUAAAUGUUAAAAGAGCUACUUAUUUUUGAAACCUUUUGUUGCGUCUACAAAAAAUCGCGCAUGAUUAUGAAAUAUUUGAUAGCAUUAAAAUCAUAUUAACAACCUUUAUGAUGCAAUCACAUACGAUUAGUUUGUCAUAUCUGCAAUUUGCGAAAAGAAAAUUAAUGAGAAAUAAAAAAUUGGACUAUCUUUUAAUAAUCUAUCUUUUAAUAAAGUUGAUUUAAAAAAUCAACUGUAUAUAUAUUAUCUAUUUUGAAUCGUCGCGCUGAAACUAUUUCACAGAAAGAACUUGGUGAUAAAUUAAGUCCAUGUGGCGUAUCUAACGCCCGCGACUAACUUUGACUGUGAAUCAUGCGUGUUUAUUUCUCUCUCUGUCUCUCAAAAGAGUCUCGUUAAACGGAUGCCAACUUCAAUGCGGGUAAAAUUCUAUUUCCGCGUGUAUUAUCCGCCAUUUGCGAGGGAAUCUGCACCCGGUAAUUUCCUGAGAUCGUGUUUUGGCACGAGCAAAUGUUUUCACGAUAAACAUUGCGAUUACAAGAUCAUCGAAUAUUCUUGCCACGACACGCGAAGACAACUUUGGAAGAGGAAACACACCUGUAUGGAAAGUUUCGAUUUCCUAUCUCUUUCUUCACGGAAGAAAAGUCUUGAUUAUCUUCAUGGAAGAUGUUGUUUCUCCGUGUUCGAAGAUCACGUGAACACUCGAGAGAGAGAAAACCUGUUUGGUAUCAAGGCGGCGGUGUUUAAAAUACGCCGACAGCUUUUACAAGACCCACAUAUGCUUCAUAUUUAUAAUUUCGCUGCGUUCCUGCAGAGUGAUAUGCCUUAAAGAAAGUUUCUCCUUCGCUUUCAUACGCGCGAUUGCGAAGCGUGAAAAGAUAAUUCGCGGCUGUCGAUAAUUAUGCUCGAAGAUCAUCUUCGUUAAAUAUUAUUUGCAGAGAAAAAUUUUAUAUAACACGAUAAUUAAAAAAAAAUAUUAACAUCAAAUUAACUAACAUAAGUGAAGACCACAAAAUUUUCUGACUAUUUUUAAAUUAUAUCAUAUCACGUCAUGACCUUUAUUUGGAAAAUAUAUAUAAAGGUCAGGGAUGCAUCGGCUGUUUUUCAAUAAAAUAUUUCACACAGUUGCAUUAUAUUACACCCAUUUAUCGAUAAAAAUGAUGAAUAUUCGGACGAUUUUUUGCGUUUGGUACUAAUGCGCAUCGCGCGCUGCGUCCUAAUUAGAACGGUCCUGCUUGAUGACUUACAACGUAACGCGUUGCCAUCGCCAUCGUCGCUUAAAAUACGUCGUAAUAAAUACGUGUCGCGCCAAGCGGGAAUCGUUACUGGAUAUUUCUGCAAUUAUAAUGUAGCCGUCAUUACACAUGCGUCUUAACUGUCCGACGAGUGCUAAAUUCUGCUCGGUUGGAGAGCAGCCAACCGUAACUUGAAAAUCAUCUUUCGUCGUUUUCUUCGAUGCAGUUUUCGAUUUACUCAAAGUCACUAUUCGAGUUAAUUCGCGUAUCCUGAAGUGAUACGAUAUGCAGGUACGAGCAAUAUAUACACACAAAUAUAUUUAGAUAGAUAUUUAAAGGACGUCUCUCGAGCGAAACAACCACGACGUUCGUUAAUCCGUUUUAAUAUCCCGGCACGAAUUUUUCCGAGGUCCGAGUCCGUGAGAAAAAGCAUGCUGAGAUUAAUCGAUAAAUGAAGUAUACGCGCCGCGCAGAUCCGGUUGUCGUAUCCCAAAGCAAGUGAGAAGCGAUUUAAGAUGGAGGGGUACGAUGUUUUUGCUUACUGUAACCAUAGAUAAUUGACUCUCGAGCAAAACCUCCCUUAUAGAUCGCCUCGGUUCUGGAUCACUGAUUAUUCGCCCAGAACCAUUGCGAAAUAUUUUAUUCACUCAUUUUGACGAUCGAACUAUUCAUUUAUUUCAUGAUGAUUUUUCGAUUUGCGGCACUGUUGAAUUUAUUGCUGUUUCGCGACAUGGCGAUGGUGCCGUGUAUUUAACAAGUCUCAAGACGCAGUCUCGUAUUAAUGUCACUUCGUAUGUAUUUACAUGUGCGAGACCGGAGCUGCCAGUUUUAUUAAGUGCAUUCCUACACGCACGAUAGUUGUAUCCUUUCUAAUUAAGCAGACUUAAGUUAAAAGUAAAAGCUCGAUGAUCGCGCUUCCAAAUGUUCAUAGUAAACUCGAGUCGACAUUUUUAAAUAUCAAUGCAGAAUCUCGAGAUAUAAUACUGUAUAGGUUAUUGUAAAAGAGACAUCCGAGUCGAAAUUUAGAAUAUAUUCUAAGGCUAUUAUUUACAAAUACGUCUGUCGUUAUUUGAUAAGUAAUCGUAAUUUUUAAGUCUCUGGUUAUUUGUUAACACAUAUUUAUUUCAUACAACACGAGUAUUUAUUACAUACAUCAUUUUUCGGUUGUUUAGAGAAAACGGCGGUACGUAAACAUUUAUAGCAAGUCAGAACCAGUAGUAGCCUGUGUAGUGUUAUAUCAUUUUAUAUUUCGAGAUUUUCCGUUGAUUCUUCAAGUCAUCAGAAUUUGCAGGAUUUAAUAUAAGACGAAAAUUUCGACUUUUUUCGUGACACAAAUUCGAGGCAGAAUGUCAUCGCUUUCAUAAGUUUGUGUAAUGUUCAAUAUCGCAUAUUUUAAGAAACUUUCACCACCAGCACAUCUCGAACCAAUUGCAGGGACGCUGGAAACCGGUGAAAGUAUUAAAUUUCAAAUUAAGAAACUGCCAGAAAAAGUAAAUCUGUUCAAUGAGAUGGAGAAUGAAACGUUCCGACAUAUAUAUAUAGACGCUUUGAAAAUGUAAUUAUCCAAAACCAUCAAUUGUUCAAUCUCCUAUCGCAAAACUCACACAUCGUUGUUUUGCUCAUAACAUAACGUCUCAUAAUAUUCUUGAUCGGAAAUUGGCGGGGUAAUUCCGAAACACUUCCACGAUCAUAUGUCAAGCUAAAGAUCAGGUAUCGACAGUUUCGAUAGAUCGUCUUGAUAAAGUAGCGCGUGAUUGUGCUUUAUGCGACGUAAUAACAGGGAGGAAUACGUUCCUCGGGGUUAAGUUCACGGAGGAGGGACGGCUAAGCGUCUGAGGGAAACGGAGAAAGCAUAAUUUGUUAAACUAGGUUCAGCUACUGUGUUACCACUACCCAAUCAUUAUAAAUCGUUUAAGCUGCGGUAUGGUUUGUUCGUCGAAACGUUAAAGAAUCUAGCGCCCCGGGGCGCUACCAAUCGUACACAACGUUUCUUGCGAAGAUCUUAAUGAGCGGAAAAUUGUCAGGACAAACAAGCAUGCGAUUAUUUAUUACUUUGACGCGCGCGCGCGUCUAAAUCCGAGAUUAAGACUCACGCUCGCGACUUCAUUAUCGGCGUUAUCAUCCUUACAAUAUAGAGCAAUACUUAUUCCAAUAGCCGACAUUUUUCUCACUCUUAUUAUUUUCGUCAUUAUCGUCGCUGUUAUCACUAUGUAUUGCUCUCGUCAUCGUCGCGCCAGCAAUCCGACAGUUUAUAAUUCAAGCACCCAGCACCGUCGUUUUCAGGAGGACUGCAAUUAACCAGUGAACAGAUUCAAAAGGGAAACCCGUCGUCCUUUUUUCUUCCUUUUUUUUUGUUUUCUCCUUUUUUUGUUUCUCACAGAAUUACUAAUUAACUGAGCCGAAUGUUGAGUAUCAAACAUUUCGCUGCCGCUUAUAUUGUUAUCGCGGCGCCAGUCGCUAUCGUCCCGGAAUAAAUAGAAUCGUAAAGGGGAGUCUGCGUAGUCGUGAUCUCGUUUGGCCGGUUGGAUAGCUGCGUUUUAAGCCGACGCAGAAAGCGACAUUCCAACGACGGUCUCGCGUACGAGCAGGUGAACGAUUAACGUCGCGUCGCGCCGAGUGCAUCGUUACGCUAUUAUUAACGUUAUGUUGCUGCGUGUAAAAUGCGCAAGCUCAAGCGAGUAUCGAAAGCUGACGAACCCGAUAUGAAAAAUAAUAACACGCUGAAAAUUUUGUUAUACAAAAGAACAAUAGAACAAGUGCUCACGCGGAGAGAAGUCCUCAGUUAAAGAACAGCCAGUCUGCAACAAACAAUUAUCCGAGCGUACGUAUUCCAAUCGCGUAGUUCUUCAUGUACGAUUCGUUCUUGUGGACUGAGCGGAAAAAUGCACUCGACGAGUGGAAGGGUCUCUUAAUUGAUUACGAUGGCACUUCCGAGACCCGGAGAUCGGCGAAGGCGCGCGUACGUUUCACCGACUAGUUUGAUGUAUAACCAGUAUGCGCGCGUGCCCGACAGGCCUAAACGCGUUGGAAUGAUACUCAGCUAAAUAGCGAAUGUCCACACCUCUGCGCACGUGUCAGAGAUUAAUGACGCUACUCGCGCAGAGAGGUAAGGAUGCUUCGCCAUAAGAACAGUAACUGCGGUGGAGGUAGCAGCGCGCCAGUCUGGUGUAAAUAAUGAGUCAGCGAUAGUAAUGCGCACGCGGUAUGCCUUAAUUGCUUCUAAAUAUUGAUGCAGCCACUACAUAGUUCGCAGAGAGCGUAAAACAGGCGUGUUUCAAUGACACCCUCUAAUUACGAUCGGAUCAUUUUUGCGCGCGUCCUUCUUCGAACGCGACUUCUUCACCUCUUUCGCACCUUCUUCCUCUUCUUCGGGAUUCUUUGCGUGAACGAGCGGUCUCAUCUCAGUGAACUCGACUUGUCUGUUUGCAUUCGAAAUGUCGAAGGGGAACCGACAGCUCCGUAGCUCGUCUAAGAACCGGUGUCUUAAUGAGGCGCAACGGUGUCACGUGAUGUCACUUUUUGCUGGGCGAUAUUGUGCCGUGCGAGAUGAAAUACGCGGUACGUCGGGGUAAAUCGGACGAGGGAACCUGUCCGUGUCUAUCUCCGAUGUUUCGCGCGAUGCUAUCUUCCCCCUUCUCUCUCUCUCUCUCUUGAAAGAGAGAGAGAGAGACUCUAUUUCCUCUUCUACGUAAUCUAAGCAAUCGCUUAUAAUUAGGCAUCGGGUGUUGGAGUGCUAAAACUGUGCAUCGGAGGCCGCGGCAGAAACGCUUACGGCGUACUUGCCGAGCGCGGGAAAAGCGCGUUCCGUGCGAAAAGGAAAAGUGAAAGGUAAGACAAAAAUACAACGCGAUGACGCGAGUCGACAGGAUAAUUGUAUCGCAACCCAUUUUUAGAGAACUCCGUAUUUAUCGAAUGUUUGAUACACAAAAAUGGAUAUUAACGAUAUGCAAAGUGUUGUGUAAUAUUUAUACGCUAAAUUCCUUUCCUCAUCACGCGUUGCUCGUAAUUUUAAGUAACAAUCAUUUAACAGGAGGCCAAGAAAAAGGGACCGCGAACCUCGAAUAUAUAUAUUGGCUCGAAGUUGGCCACACGGCAUUCCUACGAUGCUCUCAAGUCCAGGUCGCGACAACGAUUAACGGCUCGCGGCCAAAAUAGCCAUGUAGCAAAUAUACGGUUACAGUGUAGCGAAUGUCGCGUCUCUCCUUGGAUUAAUGUGUCGCAGUAAGUGUCCGCGCCGUCGUCAUUCCGUGACGCGAAUUCGUGACGUCGCACGACGAAAACGCAUUCGAUCGUUUCCUAAAAUGGUACCGCCGCGAAAGGGCAAAUUGUGCGGAAUUCUGGCGAUUCGUUGACCGUACAAAUUCCACACUCGAACGAGCACCGGAUUGCUGAAAUUCUCGUCUUCGACGUACAACGCGCCGCUGCUGAUCGCGACGUAACUUGUACAAUUGUGUGUUUGUUAAUUGCAUAAAUAAUUAAAUAUUCUCAAUGCAAAGUAAUUAUCAGCUGUCGAGGCCGCGUACGGUUACGUCGCGUGAAGACACGACAAUGCAAUCAUUGCGAUACAUCGAUAUAAAUGCACGCCUAUCUAUCGUGCACGCCUACGCGCGUGUGCGUGUGUAUUUAUCAUUGACACGUGAGUGAAUAAGCGGUUCGCUUCUUCUUUCCUCACCGCGCCGCACUGCACCGCAUCGCAUAACGAAGGCAUAUUUUCAGUCAUCUCUGAGCGGAUGCUUUUGGCACGCAACGAGCUUUUGCGCGGAUACUUAGCGCGGGAACUCACGAUCGGCCCAACUUGACGUGACGAAAAUACUUCGCACUGAUAUCGCUCUUCGCGAUGUCAGCCGUCACCGUUACUCAUCGUAUUACAUCUGUCGCGGCGUAUUUUCGAAAACAUCCGGCCGCGCUCCGUCGUCCACGUUUAUCCCGUCUACGCGUAUGUUUAUGUAUUUUUAUUACAAAUACGUCGGAAAUCGUAUUGUGUAAGGACCGAAAUCUUGUCGUGCAAUAAAAUACUAUAUAAUUUUUAA
Molecule: messenger RNA, 8564 nt
Organism: Dinoponera quadriceps
Lineage: Eukaryota; Metazoa; Arthropoda; Insecta; Hymenoptera; Formicidae
Gene: Dsx
Exons: 5
Coding region: 1405-1998 (197 amino acids)
Biological process (GO): sex differentiation; regulation of transcription by RNA polymerase II
Cellular component (GO): nucleus
Molecular function (GO): DNA-binding transcription factor activity, RNA polymerase II-specific; RNA polymerase II cis-regulatory region sequence-specific DNA binding
Source: RefSeq, a predicted model, not a curated record